Molecule: messenger RNA, 777 nt
Organism: Macrobrachium nipponense
Lineage: Eukaryota; Metazoa; Arthropoda; Malacostraca; Decapoda; Palaemonidae
Exons: 2
Coding region: 1-777 (258 amino acids)
Source: RefSeq, a predicted model, not a curated record
AUGCUUUUAGAAGCUUGGAAAGGCUUUGAGGAUGAAUUUGGUGAUAAAGAGAGUGAAAGCAAAGAUAAACAGCUGAUGCCAAGGAAGGUGACCCGCAGACGACAGGUCACAACAGAAGAUGGGUCACAGAGCCGUUGGGAGGAAUUUGUAGAUUAUAUUUUCCCAGAUGAUGAAGCUGCCAAACCAUCUCUCCUUCUUUUAGCUAAAGCUAAAGAAUGGGCUAAGAAACAACAGGUGGAAAAAGAUAAUGAUGAAACUCAAGAUGUUAAAGGCGACAAAGAAGGUUAUGAAGAAACUGCUCCACUCGACCCAAAUAUUGACCGUGAUGACAGUGAGGUAGAAAUUGGAACAACAAGCAGUGAAUCCUCUAGUGAAAGUGAGGAGAAAGGGAAGGAUGCAAGAAAAGAGAAAAUACAUAAAAGAAAGUCAAGUGGGAAUCUUGGGAGAGGAGAAAGAAUGCAAAGAGCACAAAGAAGAGAAAGUUUUGAUACAUCUAGCAGCAGUAGCAGUGACGAAAACAAUGAAAAAGUUGCCAAAGAAAGGAAAAGCAGCCCUGACAAAGAAAGGCAAGAGAGAAGAUCUUCAGAUAGCAGUGACAGCAGUGGCAGUGAUGAUGAUGAAAGAAAAAAAAGAAAGAGGUCAAGUAGUGAGAGUGACAGUAGCAGUGACGAUAGAGCAAGUAGUAACCACAAAAAACGGUCACGUAGUAGGGAAAGCAGUAGAAAUCGUGAUAAAGCUUCUAAAGGGAAAAGGUCAUCUAGUGAUAAUGAUAGUUGA